GAGCGGCGCCGCCCCCGCCGGCCGGCAGCAGCCGCAGCUCGAGCUCCGCCGCCGCCGCCGCGCUCCAUGCGCAGGGGGAGGGGGCCCGCCGCGGCCGCCCGCCGCCUGUGAGCCGGCCGCGGGCCGGGGGGGGUGCGCAGCGGCUGGCGGCGGCUGCCCGGCGAGGGAGGAGAGAGCCGGGACAUGGUGCCGUUCGCUCCGCUGGAGGACGCGGAGGAGCCGGAGCCCUGCCACAAAAUGGAGCUGUACGUGAGCGGCGGCGAGCUAAAUGGCCUUAAAAUGGCAGAUGAGCCUAUGGAAGAAGGUGAACCAUAUUCCUACCAUGAUGAAGGAAGUGUGAAAGAAAUUCCUAUUACACACCAUGUGAAAGAAGGAUGUGAGAAAGCAGAUCCAGCACAGUUUGAACUACUUAAGGUUCUUGGACAGGGAUCAUUUGGGAAGGUCUUCCUCGUACGGAAAAUAAUUGGUCCUGACGCUGGGCAACUUUAUGCAAUGAAAGUAUUGAAAAAAGCUUCUUUAAAAGUUCGGGAUAGAGUUCGUACAAAAAUGGAGAGAGAUAUAUUAGUAGAAGUAAAUCAUCCAUUUAUCGUCAAACUGCACUAUGCCUUUCAGACUGAAGGGAAGCUAUAUUUAAUAUUGGAUUUUCUCAGGGGAGGAGAUGUAUUCACACGAUUAUCCAAAGAGGUUAUGUUUACAGAGGAAGAUGUGAAAUUCUACCUCGCAGAACUGGCCCUUGCUUUGGAUCACCUUCACAGCUUGGGAAUUGUAUACAGGGACCUGAAGCCAGAAAACAUUUUGCUUGAUGAAGCAGGACAUAUCAAGUUAACAGACUUUGGACUCAGCAAAGAAUCAGUAGAUCAAGAGAAGAAGGCCUAUUCUUUCUGUGGUACUGUAGAAUACAUGGCACCUGAAGUAGUAAACAGGCGAGGGCACAACCAGAGUGCUGACUGGUGGUCCUUUGGUGUUCUCAUGUUUGAAAUGCUUACUGGUACACUACCAUUUCAAGGUAAAGAUCGAAAUGAAACUAUGAAUAUGAUACUGAAAGCAAAACUUGGAAUGCCUCAGUUCCUCAGCCCUGAAGCACAAAGUCUUCUGAGGAUGUUGUUUAAAAGGAACCCAUCAAACAGACUAGGAGCUGGUUCAGAUGGAGUUGAAGAAAUCAAGAGACAUCCUUUUUUUUCUACUGUUGAUUGGAACAAACUGUUCAGAAGAGAAAUUCAACCCCCUUUUAAGCCUGCCUCUGGAAAGCCAGAAGAUACCUUUUGUUUUGAUCCAGAAUUCACAGCAAAAACACCAAAAGCCUUGCUGGGAUUUAGCCAUCCUAAUCAACUGUGUAUGCCACUAGAUUCUCCAGGAGUCCCACCUAGUGCGAAUGCACAUCAGCUCUUCAAAGGAUUUAGUUUUGUUGCAACUACUACUGUAGAAGAUCAUAAAAUAUCACCACUCACCAAUAUACUGCCAAUAGUACAGCAGCUUCAUGGAAACAGCGCGCAGUUUACUGAUGUGUACGAACUGAAGGAAGAUAUUGGUGUUGGUUCCUACUCUGUUUGUAAGCGAUGUAUACACAUAGCUACAAAUAUGGAGUUUGCUGUAAAGAUAAUUGAUAAAAGUAAGAGGGAUCCCUCAGAAGAAAUUGAGAUUCUCAUGCGUUAUGGACAACAUCCAAAUAUUAUUACUUUAAAGGAUGUAUAUGAUGAUGGUAGAUUUAUAUAUCUUGUCACUGAACUGAUGAAAGGAGGAGAGCUGCUUGAUCGAAUUCUCAGACAGAAGUUCUUCUCGGAGCGAGAGGCUAGUGCUGUAUUAUACACUAUAACUAAGACUGUGGACUACCUGCACUGCCAAGGAGUAGUGCAUCGAGACCUUAAACCUAGUAAUAUUUUAUAUACGGAUGAUUCAAAUAAUGCUGAUUCUAUCAGGAUUUGUGAUUUUGGAUUUGCAAAACAACUUCGAGGAGAAAAUGGACUACUUCUAACUCCAUGCUACACUGCAAACUUUGUGGCACCAGAGGUUCUCAUGAGACAGGGAUAUGAUGCUGCUUGUGACAUAUGGAGCUUGGGUGUUCUUCUUUACACAAUGUUGGCAGGCUAUACUCCAUUUGCCAACGGUCCUAACGAUACUCCAGAGGAGAUCCUGGUACGGAUAGGCAGUGGAAAAUUCUCUUUAAGUGGAGGCAACUGGGACACCGUUUCAGAUGCAGCAAAGGACUUGUUAUCACACAUGCUUCAUGUAGAUCCACAUCAGCGGUAUACAGCAGAACAAGUAUUAAAACAUUCGUGGAUAGCCUGUAGGGACCAGUUGCCGCAUUAUCAACUAAACAGGCAAGAUGCACCACAUCUAGUAAAGGGAGCCAUGGCUGCUACGUAUUCUGCACUGAAUCACAAGACAUUUCAGCCAGUGUUAGAGCCUGUUGCAGCCUCAAGUUUAGCUCAGCGACGGAGCAUGAAAAAGCUAACAUCAACAGACUUAUAGAUCCACUGGGACACCUUAGCAAACAGAAGCAAGGGGAAAAUCCAAUACGUGGCUCUAUGUUGCCUGACCUGUGAUGAAAAGGCAUCUAUGGUUUCCUGCUACACUACUUGAAUUCUGUAAAAGUCCUUUUUUUAAAAAGAAAAAAAAAAAUCCACAGGUUCAUACUGUGUUGUUUUACAAGCCGUAUCUGUUAAAUUAAUUUAAACAUCAGGUACACCAUAAUGAAUUUCUCUACACUGUCUUUAAGAGAUCUGUUGCAAAUAUUAUUUCACAUUCUGUAUAGUUUUGCUGGGUUCAUUUAAAAAAUGGUUUAGGGGACCGUUGCCAAUGACCAAGUUGUACAUAAAGUGUCAGUGUAAGUUUUCUUUUCUUCAUACUUUUAGACCCUGUUGUGAAAGAUAAAUUCUUAAUUUUGCAAUUGGGCACUUAAUUCAUUCAAAUUAAUUCAUUUAACUUGUUCAUUAAUAUUAUGAAAAGCUGACUAAUAUAUUGUGCCAGUGUUAAAUGCAUUAGUGUUAAUUUGGAAGGUCUGUGUUCGUAUGGUGCCAGUAACGGAUAAGUUUAUGUGAAAAUACAAACAAAAGGGAUGUGUAAGUUUCUGCACUUUACCCAUAACAUUAACUUGCUCGCUUGUAGCCCAAAAGAAAUGCUAGUUAACAAAUGGCCUCUUACAGGAAAAUGAACGUUUCUAGUUGUUACCAUGAAUGGUAUUGUCCUGCACUGAGCUCAAGAAAGUAUGUGUAUAAAACUGUCAAAAUUAAGGAUCUCAAUAACAUUGGUACCACUUUAAGACAACAUCAUGCCAUCCAAUACUUUUCGUUACUUAUACUGUUUAUCCAUUAGUGCAAUAACUAUGUUACUGUUUCCUCAGCAGUCACUUCCACUGAAUAUACCCAAUAUUAAGUUUGCUUGGCAUAUGAGACAAACUGACACUUUAUUAUAACAAACUUGGCAUGUGGGUUUUGUUUUUUAUUUAUUUGAUUUCUAUAGAACGUUGCUUCUAUCUGAAUCUCUCGCCGCAUGUACAAAUAUUACAGAACAUAAAUGCAAAAUUCUCUUUGCCUAACUGUAGGGAUAGUUUGGGAAAAUAAAUAAGCCUUGCAGUGUGCACAGAUAAGGGAAUUCUGACCAAGAAUUUUCACAGUUAUCGACAAAUUACUGACAGUGUCCUGUUGCCAGCACUCACUUGCCCUGUCUGUCUUGGUGUUAGGACUUCAGCUGUUUCUAAAUGCUGUGAUAGAGCGGAAAUUAAUUGCAGGGCCAGAACUAUCUUUGGAUUUUCUGGCUCAAAACCAGUGCUAACCACUAAUAGACUGAGAACUAAUGCAUUUGGAGAUGAUGAGCUUAAAAGUGUUUUUAAAAGUUGUAGACACUACUGUGCAGUUGUGCUAUCAUAGUAUGAUGAUAUCCAUUUUAAAUAUUGAGUAUAUUAGUGACCAACAGUUAGACUGUGAACAGUUAGAGAAUCCAAGUAUCCAAAAAUCAAAUGUAGUUCAGACUGAUUUGCUAUCACUGAAUUUCCUUCUCCACAUACCUUUGGUAGCCAAGUACAAGACACCAGUGAUGAUAGAACUUGUCAUUUUGAGACAGGAGAAAAAGCUUUCAGGAUAAUUCUGGCCCAACCACCAAGAGUGUCAGUAGUAACUCAGAUCUUAAAAGGCAGAGGGUGCUGGCUGGUUUUUGCCUAUACCUGUGGAAGUACUUGUUGGCAUUGGAAGUACUGUUAGAUAAGCUGCUUUCUUUUGUUGUGGUGGGGGAAGAUGGAAAUUAUCUGGCCAAAUAGUUAGGUAUGAAUAUAUGUAGAUUUGAGACCUAAUGAAUAUAGCAAACAUAGGUGUGCUAUUUGUAUCAUGCAGAACAUACCCCAUACUAAAUUUAUUGAGUGUUUGAUAGAUGUUGGAAGCUUUAGGGGCCAUUUGUGCCUAGUUUUGAGGUGCCUGUUUGAAAUGCUUGAAAGCUUAUCAAAGAACACAACUGCUUCAAGGAAAGCUUAUAGUUUAGUACAAAAUCUGCCCCUUAUGCAGCUGGUUCAUCCUUCGUUUUGAUACUGAAGAACUUUGCCAGCAAGAAUGCCUGUAAACCUGUUGUCUACAAUUCAUCAGUAUAAUUUUUUUGUAAAUUUACUAAUGAUUGCCAGAAGAACUUGAAUUCACUCUAAACAAACAAACCAGAAGUGGUAGAAAUAAAGCCUCCUUAGCCAAGGUCAAGGUAUAAUGUGAGUUGAAAUGUAGUAGUAAAAGCUGUGUCGGGGAUAGAGGGUAAUGCAAGGCGUGGAACACAACUAAAAUGUCAAACUUGAAUUGUCUUCAGCUUUCCCAUAAGGCAGCAGCUGGUCUUUAAUGGCUUUAUUCAUGAAUCAUUUAGCAGUGUUUAUACUGGUAUUUUGUUUCAGCUUGCUUAGAAGCACCACGUUAUAAGCACCUUAAAAGCAUUUUGCACAAAAGCAGUUGUAAGCAGCUGAAGGUACUUAAGUUCUUCUUGGUGUGCAACACAAAGGUGGUGAGAGGAAAAGUACACAAACAAGGUGGAUAUUCUCAUUUUUAGCAAAUAACUUUAUAGAAGAUCUUUUAAAUUAUCCCUGCUGGUUUUAUAUCAUUACUAGCCUUUAGUGCAAGUGAUAUUCUUGGGGUAAAAACCAAGUUUCACUGACUGCGUUACAAAGUUGUCUUACCACAAGGAAGAUACAUGGAUGAACACCUUUGUUAAUCUGACAGGCCAGUGUACCAUGGUAUGCCAAUUUUAAUCCUUAAUUUGGGGGGGAAAUUCACUUGCUAUGUAUAUUUCAGUGUAUCAGUCUUGGAAACAUGUUGGAUAUGCAGGGAUACAAAAGAGUUCACUUGCAGUUUACUCUUACUAUCUAGUAUUUGAUGAUCAUCAUUUUUGUGAUACUUCUUUUGGAAUUUCUCGCAGACUUCUUUUUUUGUUGUUGUUGUUGUUUUCCAGACUUAGAUUUUGUUCAAUUAAGCAAUUGUAUAAAAGUAGCAUGGUCUGCUCAUGAGUAAUGAGUUAAAUGUUUGAAAUGGAAGAACAUUUAAUUUGAACCUGCUCUUGGCUGGAGUGACAGGUCAGUAUACAUUGUUUCACUGUCGUAUCAUCUCUGCACAGUUCAAGAUUAGAAACUAGUUACAAUCUUACUAUUUUACUGAUUUACUUUGUAAAAAAGUGAAUUUUUUACAAAGGCUUACAAUUACAAAGAAACAGGCACACAUACUGUAUAUUUAGUGGAAUUCCAGAGAACUAAUUAAUAUCUUACAUGAUACAAUAUUUUGGAUAUGGCUUCUGAUAAUGCCAGCAAAAUAGCUUCUACUCUGAUGUUUGGUAAUGGCAAUUAUAAAUAAGUGCUGGUUCUCAAGUGCGUGUAGAGCCUGAUACAUUCUUACUGAAAAGUGUAGAUGCCCACAGACAUCAGCUAUAGCUGGAGCAGGUUCAUUAUGUGCUUCACUGUUCUUUCACCCCUCGGGUAUCACAUUUUCUAUCUUCAGUUUUCGUUUCGAUAAAGAAAUGAGGAACUCUGUUGUAUUCCUGCCAUCUAUCCAAAAACUAUGCAGUGGCAUCAAUAUUGGCCAGUGUUGCAUAACGAGGAGUGCUCAUACCAAGAGAGUUACAGGGGUGGAUUCAUUUAAGCCACUAUUUGGGGGCUUGUGUAGUCUCAGUGCUGUUGUUAGCAUGUUGUGUGUUUUUACCAUUAUGCUUAAAACUAGUAAAAUCUCUUUGACCACGCAAAGAGCCUAAGGUGGAGGUGGUCUUUAAGCAUACUGUGUUUGAGGCCUAUGUUGUGGUAUGGUUUAAAUGUUCUCCUUGCAUCCAGAGGAGGCAUCCAAAACCUAACCCAAGUCAGUCAUAUGGAGCUUGAAUUCAGUCUUCCCUAUUUUAUUUAAUUUUCCAAAGCUAAUCUUCAUAUGUCCAAUAGUUAAAAUUGCCUAUAGAAAACUUCAACAAUUGGAAGUUACUUGCAGUAUACUUAAAAACUGGUCAUCUGCAGCGAUAGAUUGCUGCAUCCAGUAGUCGGCACUGCCCUCAAAUGUUACAAUUAAAAAGUUGAGAUAGCUUGUAAAAAUGGAGUUUACUAUAUUACUGUGUAAUUCAAUUACUAUCCUGAUUUGUAUCAAUUAAAUUAGGUUAAAACAUCAAUGCAAACAUGAGGUUUUAUGUACUUCUGUAGCACUUAAAUUUUUCAGUCCUAUCCAGAGUUAGAAGUUUGCAGAUAUCUGUGGGAGGGAAGGGAGAAGCGGGUUUUUCUUUCUCAGAGUUUUCAAAAGGCUUCUGAAGCUGUGAUUAGAGCCCUUAUGUAAUCCUAUAGGAGCUCGAUAUGAUUUAAAAAAUAAAAUUUCCUUGAAAGUUCAUUCAGAAACUUUCUUGGAUAUGUAUUGAUACCUGUUGGUAACAUGCCUGUGCUGUCAUUCAUGCUGUACCAUCCUUCUGCAUAAACACCCCUUUAGUUAAGUACAGUCCGAAUACGGUUUGUCCUUACUUCAGUAUAUUUUCAAAAUGUUUACUCCCCCAAAUUACGUUAUUGUUAAGCCUACAUUUUUCUUUGGGAAUAAAAGAAUGAAUACAAUUAAAAAAAAAAAAAAUCCUUACUGUAUAGCUAUAGCUGACUUGUAUUGCAAUAAUUUAUGUAAUUAGAAGUUCCCCCCAAACUAAUCAGUGACUGGUCGUCUUGAGAUUUUUCCCAUGUAAUGAAAGCAAACUUUUUUGAAAGCUUUAAAAGAUAUUUAACUGAUUAUGUCUCUUAAUAAUUAAGAUUUGGAAAAUAGCUUAUUACCAAUAGUGAGUUUAAAUAACAUUGAAUCCUGUUUUGAGGUGUUUUUUUUUCAUGUGAGAACUGAAAAGACAGGAGAUGGAUCUCCUUUGCAGGACAAAGUGUUCCUAUUUUAUGUGUUUUGCAUUAGGCUUACAAGCAGCGUUUGCUAAUUGCAUUGUCAUAAUACCCCAAGCACUUUGGCAUCUUGCACUGAUACUCUGAUUAGAGCUAAAACUCUUCUGGCACGUGACUGGCUAUAAAUCUCAGUAUACAAAAGGGCAUUAAUUGAAAACAGUGUGCAAUGAAUUACAUGCUCUCUGAGGUACUUCAAAGAUGAAACUACAAAAGGUCCCCAUUAUCAGAUAUUGUAACUGUCAUUUCUUUCUCUAAGCAUAUUGUGGAUUUUGUAUCAUAUUGUAUUUAUUUCAUUUAAUUUUAAAAAAAUGUUUUCUUUAAAGCUCUGUAUAUAUUGACAUUAAAGUUUGCAUUGUACUACGUUCUCUUCUCCUUGUAAGGCUGAAUCUAGUAGUGCAUUGUAUGGUAUGUUGUUUUUCUUUGCACUGUGCUGCUAAAAGAUACUAUUGCCUUGAAUUACGACAUGCCAAAGACAACCUCAAAAUUGUAUUUAUUUUUGUUAAACUUUGUGAAUAAUGAUAAUGGUACAGUUUUAAAUAGCUGGCAGUUCCUUGAGUACUAGAAUAAAAAGGUUGCAAAUUCAUAAUAUUUUAUAAUUGACAAAAAUCCAUCAUUUAUAAUUUGGAAGUUCUCCAACUCCUUUUUUUUUAAAAAAAAAAAAAAAAAAGAUAUAAAAAACAAUGAGCGAACAUUCCUAAAUUAAAUGUACUGUGAAUUGCAUUAUUUGGUAAACCUUGCCAAAAAUCUCACAUACAUCAAGAGCUGUUUAUAAAUUUAUACUCACAGUCAAGUGUUUCAUGCCACACUUUCAAUAAAACAUACAUUCACUGA
This is a messenger RNA of Tyto alba (common barn owl), 8179 nucleotides long. It is a transcript of the gene RPS6KA6, whose product is annotated as ribosomal protein S6 kinase A6. Gene Ontology annotation, molecular function: magnesium ion binding; ATP binding; ribosomal protein S6 kinase activity. Bases 184 to 2469 code for a protein of 761 amino acids. The transcript has 22 exons. Lineage: Eukaryota; Metazoa; Chordata; Aves; Strigiformes; Tytonidae. The record is from RefSeq and is a predicted model, not a curated record. Gene Ontology annotation, biological process: protein phosphorylation.